ACGCGAAUUAUGUUAGCUCACUGCUGUCGCCCCUCUUCGCGCAAUAAUUUAUUUUUACUCCAAACAAAUAUAAACAAAAUCAACCAUCUAUUUCCAAAAAUAAAUUAACAAAAUCACAAAAAUAACCAUAGCCGACGGACAAUUAUAAAUUGUUAUUUUUAACUUUUAUUUGCUGCAAGUCGUGUGCCGUACGUCGUACGUCCGCCCUCGCGCACUUUGUUUAUAUUUACAAAUAUCACUUUUAUCUGGAUUUACCAAAAAAAAUAAAUAAAAUAAAAAUAAAAAACAUAAAAGCAAACAACCAAUUAUGACUGACUGCAUUUCACGGUGAUGUUUGUUACAGAAACUUUUAAUAAAUAACGAUUUAAAUAAAAGUCCAUCUGAAUUAGCCAGAACUCUUACCUGAAGACAAUUUAUAUACAAAUGUGGAGUAUUGUGUCGUUUUAAGAAGCCGUCCGUUUACAAAAGAACUUCUACAAACAAGAGAUAAUAAAUUUAUAUACCAAAUAGCAUAAAUAUGCCCCGAAGCUGCAGCCAAUCCGAGAGGAAAUUGAGGCGCCACUAACCGAGUUAUCCGGAUCCAGUUGCCGGAAAGUUGAGCCCCAAAUACAAGAGGGAAUACGUCACAUAAGCCUAUAAUAACCACAGAAGGAAUACAAGUCGCCGAGAUGGGUCGCAAGAAAAUUCAAAUAUCACGCAUCACCGACGAACGCAAUCGGCAGGUGACCUUCAACAAGCGAAAGUUCGGUGUCAUGAAGAAGGCCUACGAGCUGUCCGUGCUCUGCGAUUGCGAGAUCGCCCUGAUCAUCUUCUCGUCGAGCAACAAACUGUACCAGUAUGCCAGCACCGACAUGGACCGCGUCCUCCUCAAGUACACGGAGUACAACGAGCCCCACGAGUCCCUCACCAACAAGAACAUCAUCGAGAAGGAGAACAAGAACGGUGUUAUGUCGCCGGACUCGCCCGAGGCGGAGACUGACUACACGCUGACACCGCGAACGGAGGCCAAGUACAACAAGAUCGACGAGGAGUUCCAGAACAUGAUGCAGCGCAACCAGAUGGCCAUCGGCGGCGGAGCUGGAGCGCCCAGGCAGCUGCCCAAUAGUAGCUACACCCUGCCGGUAUCGGUGCCGGUGCCGGGAUCCUAUGGGGACAACCUGCUGCAGGCCAGCCCCCAGAUGUCUCACACCAAUAUCAGCCCACGUCCAUCGAGUUCGGAGACGGAUUCAGGUGGGAUGUCCUUGAUAAUAUAUCCAUCGGGUUCCAUGCUGGAGAUGUCGAACGGCUAUCCGCAUUCACACUCGCCGCUUGUGGGAUCACCGAGUCCAGGUCCCAGUCCAGGCAUAGCUCAUCACUUGUCCAUUAAGCAGCAGUCGCCGGGCAGCCAGAACGGACGAGCUUCCAAUCUAAGGGUCGUCAUACCGCCCACCAUAGCACCCUUACCGCCUAACAUGUCCGCCCCCGAUGACGUUGGCUACGGAGAUCAACGACAGAGUCAGACGUCGCUGAACACGCCCGUGGUCACGCUACAGACACCGAUCCCUGCCCUCACGAGCUACUCCUUUGGAGCGCAGGACUUUUCUUCCUCCGGCGUCAUGGGCAGUGCGGACAUCAUGAGCCUAAACACUUGGCAACACAGCCUGGUGUCGCACUCUAGUCUCUCACACCUGGCUGUCUCGAAUAGCACGCCGCCACCUGCCACCUCACCCGUUUCCAUCAAAGUCAAGGCCGAGCCCCAGUCGCCGCCCCGCGACCUCUCCGCGAGCGGCCAUCAGCAGAACAGCAAUGGGUCCACGGGCAGCGGCGGCUCCAGCAGCACCACCAGCAGCAACGCCUCCGGUAACGGGGGCGGAGGAGGCGGUGGCCUGACGGCCGCCAGCACAGCCAACGUCAUCACGCACUUGAACAACGUCAGUGUCCUGGCCGGGGGUGGACCCUCCGGCGGAGGAGGUGGGUCUGGCAGCGGUGGAGGAGGAGGCGGCAGCAAUGGCAGCGUGGAACAGGCCACCAAUCUGAGUGUGCUGAGCCACUCGCAGCAGCAGCACCUGGGCAUGCCCAGCUCCCGACCCUCGUCGACGGGCCACAUCACGCCCACAACAGGGCAUGAUAAGUAUGAUGGAUAUCCGUACCGCGCGCUAAUGGGACAUAAUCCUAGAUGGAAUUUUGCCGGGGCGCCCAGCAGCGACCAGGACGUCCGCAUGGCGGCCGCCGCCGUCCAGCAGCAGCAACACCAGCAGCAGCAGCAACAGCAACAACAACUGGGCGACUAUGAUGCCCCCAACCACAAACGGCCGAGAAUAUCGGGCGGGUGGGGGACAUAGCCCGCUCGUACUGCCGCCAGCAACCACUUCAAGCAACAUCACAACAACCACACCGGCAGUACCGGCAGUCCUGGCUGUGGCGGCAUCUACAACAACAUCAGGAGCAGUAACAGCAACAGCAACACAAAGUCAGAGGAGGAUGAUCUGGUGAUGAUGCCGCCACCGCCGCGCAAGGAGGUGCUGGUCCGUGGCUCGUCCUACAGCCUGGCGGGCUAUGACUGUUUCGGCCAACAGCUGGCUGUGGGCUAUGGGCCGCAGAGCAAUCCCUAGUCCCCCAGGAUGGGGCAGCAGCAACGUGAACAGAUAAAGGAGUUCCAACAUCAACAACCGUAACCGUAACCGGACCAGUGCAAAAAGUUUCAAAAGCUGAUAACGAAUAGAUUUUCGUUUGGGCUGGAUAAAAAAAGAAAACAAAAUUGAAAAAAAAAACAGUGACAGUGUCAUAUCUAUAGUUAUUGUAAUUUAUAUAAAAAUAAUUACGCAUGUAUGGUAAUAGUUAUAUUUUUAAAUUAUACACGCAUGGAUGCAGAGAUGCAGAGCCUCAUCGAGAUGAAGUGCAGCAGGAGGCACUCGCGGAGAGCCAAGUUAAGUUGUUUAGAACGUUGAGCUGAGUUAGUUUAGUUACACAUUACAAACUACAAUUACAGAGUUAAAAUUUAUGGUUAAUGUUAAUGUUUAUUCUAAUCUAAGGACAUGAAACGAUGAUUCAGAAAAAGGAAAAUCAGCCUAGGUCGAGCUGUUUGUGUAAAUAUUUUGAUUUUAGACACUAAUGUUUAGUUUGUAAUUACGAGAGAUACGUAAAUCAUGCAAAUCAUUUGAAAGGACCUUGGAAGGAAUUCGAGAAAUUCGAAUUCGAGAAAACACAACACCUGCUGCUAGCUCUUCGCAGUCGUGUUAAUUUAAUUAAAAUUCGUGCAAUUUGACGGUAUAUUUUUUUAAAGGCCAACCUUUAUUUGUUUAGACUCGUUUUAAAGGCACUAACUUUAUGCUUUCGUUUUAAACUUGAUUUAAGCUUAUUUAGUACAAGCCAACUUUGUCUUUCAUUUUUUAAGCGAAACGAAGUCAUAAUUUGUAAUUUACGUUUAAUGAGGAUUUCUGUUAAAUUUUGUUGCCUAAGUUUUUUGUAUUUUACUACAAUUAUCGCAAUCGCAACAAGAACUCAACAAAAUAAAAUUUAAAUAAAAUUAUUCAUGAAA
Messenger RNA from Drosophila bipectinata, 3517 nucleotides. The record is from RefSeq and is a predicted model, not a curated record. NCBI's taxonomy places the organism in Eukaryota, Metazoa, Arthropoda, Insecta, Diptera, Drosophilidae.